Geodia barretti is the source of this 4126-nucleotide messenger RNA. NCBI's taxonomy places the organism in Eukaryota, Metazoa, Porifera, Demospongiae, Tetractinellida, Geodiidae. The record is from the annotation of a GenBank genome assembly.
ACCAAGAAAAUGCUCAAUUUAAAGCCAAAGACCAAGAAAUGGAAACCUGCUAUGCAAAUGCAAUCGCGGCAGUUUUUUACUUGGCAAUGCAUCGCAUUGUUGGUCGAAAAGGUGGUCAUCCUGACUUUUGUGACAUACGUGAACGCAUAGUUGAUGAAUAUGGGUAUGAGGGUGCCUAUACCAAUAAGGUACUCCAGAAUGUUAGUGGCGAAUAUCGCUUGCACUACGUUGAAGUAGAUGGAAAUGGUGCACGACAGGCCCUCAAUGAAAGGCGUCCGGUUGUUGCUAGGUUUAUCUGGUACGAAGAAGAGGUGGAAAGAUAUAAAAAAUUUUUCAGGAAAAACCCCAAAGGGACCCUCAGAAAGGAUGACCUUAGAGGGGUAACUGGAAACAAAGCAAGUGGCCAUGCUGUGGUUAUGACGAGAAUUUCUCCAAGAGGUAUAACAUUUAUGAACUCUUGGGGCGAAAAAUUUGCAAAUGGGGGCUUUUUUAGCGUGGAAAAUGAGAAUGUCCUACGUGGGAUGAAAUUCUACGAUGUUUACUGGUUAUAAACCGAACUAAAACAAAGCGAGAAAGAAGCAUACGAAGGAGAAUGCAGCAAAAAGUGUGGAAAACUUGCUCAAGCAUUUCCCAGUAUUAUUGAUCUUCCUUUCGUUUGUCCUGAAUGCAAUCAUGAGUCCCUAAUUAGGGAGUUUUCUGGUCAUGCCCUCAAAGCUCAGUGUCCCAAUCCCAAAUGUUCUCAUUCGUUCAAACCUACUAACAAACAACUGAUAAAAAGUUUGUACAUUCAGGCCCACAAACCUGUCAAACAGAAUUGAGACGUUAUAGUGUGAUAUUCUAAAAAGUAGUCACUUUGUAAGAAGAGAAUUAAUAUGUAGCUAUUCAAAUUAAUAGUGAUUAUUGAAUCAGUUCUGGAUGUUCUGCACCCCUGUAGACUUAAAUUCACGUGGGAAAUGCUUUGGGGUAACAGAUCCUCUCUUACCAAAGGGGCCAAGACUAAAAGAAUGUCGUGGGUUUAAAAUUCCACCUAGGUUUUAGAGAGCUUCUUUGAUUGCUUUGUCGCUCCUUGUGGUUGACAUUAUAGGCAGAGCUUCCAAAAUUUUCACAUGCAUGGAAUGUAUGUAUGCAUGUAAGCAUGCAUGCUUGCAUGCAUAUACUUAUUUUGAGUUGGGCUUCAUUGGUGGUUUAGUUACCCAGGUCUGCUCCUACAUAAUAUAUACCGAGUGAGAGUAUACUGUGUUGUAGCACAGCUGUUGAGGUUUGUCUUUGCCUUGUAUGUGUUGUAGAUUUGAGCUCCUGCCUGCUGAGCUGCCCUGGUAGCUCAGGGGGUAAGAGCGCUCUGCCUAGAUAGAGGAGUGUCGUGGGUUCGAAUACCACCCAGGGCAGCUCUUUGUUUUUCCUUGGAAAAAAGUUGUUCUGGAUGUAAUUGAAUUGUUUUCCUUUGCCUUGCUGCCUCGUUGAUGCUUGCAUGGGCUGGGUUGCUCAAAUCAGCUAUGGAAUGAAGUUGCUGGUAAACUACAAUAGGGAGAGCUGAGAUCGUUAAACAUUUCCUUGUGGGUUGGAGUGUGCUGGAAUAUGAUGUAAAGGGCUUCUGGCAUAAAUUGCAACACGAGAAAUUGCGCACAAAGUGCUAGUGUACGUAUGAACAUACAGAGAAAGAAUGGUGUAGAAAAGAAAGAAGGAAAGAAACAUUCAACUCGUGUCCAUCUUUGACAUAAUUCACAGAGCUACAUAACUGUCUCGCAGGAGAACAUUUGCCACUUGGAAGCUUGUGAUGUCUUAGUUGCUCCACAAGAAUGCUUCAAUAUGCACAUAAAGUAUUUUAGAUUGUCACCACAUCAAGGAAAGAAAACGAUGGCUGCGUUUUUAAAAUUCCGAAAUUUCUCCUGAUCCCUUCAAUUUCCACUCAGUCAUUUUACAGUGGCAUGCCAGGAACUGGGGCUCUAAUAAGUAAGACAUGUCACCCCUGCACACAUCCAGAUAUGAAGAGUGGAAGACACACCUGCUACAAGGACAUGUAUAUAACUGCUGCUGUCAGGCGUUCUCGCGUUCUCUUAUACAUUUUGACUUGGUCUCACACCCAAGAUAUGGUUACCAUUAAUAGUUAAGCAAAGGUCUGUUUCAGUUUCACUUUAUAUAUAUGUGACCGUGCACGCAAAAACCAACCUUACGCCACAUUUUUGUGAAAUAGCUUUUUUGGUUUCGUUGUAAAGCUUGAAAUGUGCUUGAUACAGCGCUUAUUUUUGUAUAUAUUUCGGGGAAAACCCUUUAAAAGUUACGAUUUUUCAAACGCGGGCCACGCGGGGUUAUACAAAACCCGAAAUAGUCGAAAGAAAUUUUUCGGUAUUUUUGUCCGCGUACGAAUAUGACGUCACGUUACAGGAUUUUUCCCGAGAAAUUUCAGCUUCCCUGGAAUCUUGUGCUGGUUUCAUAACUAUCACAAGGAAAUCUGAUUUAGUUGCAUUUGGGUGGGUUCUUUGGUUCACCUUUGCAUUUCAGUUGCCAUAGACUACGUAUUUUUUUACCACUUGUAGUUACUCAUUUUCCCUAAGAAAGGGACUGCAUCAUACUAAGAAAGAUACUGCAUCCUACACUCUAUAUAGCAUAGUGUGUAUGGUUGACUGACAGUGAAUUUACUUAUGUGGUGUCUACUGUGGGUUUCAAACUAUAGCUACUCAUUAAUAUCUGUACUACUACACUGCAAGCAACCAUUAAAAAAACGUCAGCAGGCACAUAAUUGGUUGAGGUAAGCAGGGCUAAACACAGCUGUUUUACUGUUUCUUAAUAAAACCAAGCCAAUGUAGCGAUGGACCUGUUGCCAAAGCUUUGUUUCUUGUGGCAGAAAACAUAUUUUUGAACUGUAGCUGCGCAUGUAAGUUAAAGGGUGGAGAUGACACACAGACACCCACAGCAAUCUGGUAUCUUGAUGUAUGUGGAGGGUGUAGUGUCUGGGGAGAUCAAGGUCAGUUAGGUUAGCAUUGUCAACAUUGUUAGUCUGGAGACACUAGGAUGCCACUAUAAUAAUACAUUUUCAGUUCAUAGACCACAGUUACUCUUGGCUAAUGGUGGACAUUACCAAGCUACCAAUCCCAGGCUAUGGGUAAUGAGUGAGACAUUUUACGUUGUUUAUGGAGGGCAUCCAGUAAAUAAUCCUACAGGCUAUGGAUAACAUAAAUAGUACUAAGAAACUGAAGCAUAGAAGUGCGUAAUUCCCACAGGAGAACUCUUCUAUGUAGAGGGUAGUGUGUGCUGGAGCAGCUGGGCAGGUCAAGGUUGGCUUACCCUAGCAUUCCCAACAUUGGUAUAGUCUGGAGCCACUAGGCUACCCUACAUUAUCAGUCCAUGACCAUAGUUAUUCUUGACUGAACUUUCCCACUGGAAUGAGUGGCCUUGUGUAAACACUGGGAGACUUUCUGUGUAUACAGCAGUGGUAUUCUAAUAGCUACCCACACCAAGGCACUCUAUAGCAUGUUAUGGGCACAGAACAUGUGCCUAGGCACAUAUAAUAUACACACUCCUUUAGUGUGCAUGAUAAUAAUAAUUAUGUCAUCACCUCAGUGUACAUAGGCUAGGCCUUCUUCUUUUCAGCACUUGAUAUUGUAUAUACGUUUGUGUGAGAAUCCAUGAAAUUUUACUCUUCACUAUACUCGGUAUUAACUUUUGAGAAAAAAAGAUAGCUCUGCAUAACAAGAUACAGUUUAUUGCAGAUUGCUUCUAAUCUUGGAGGCGAGUCCUUUCAGUCCAAUAUCUUCCAGGACAGUGACUAGAGUAUCCCAGGUACAUGGAGAUCUCCCUAUUCCUUGCAGCCACUUCAUGGCUAUUUCUGUGUUUAUGGCCUCAAUAUCAUCCCUGCAUCUGGUAAUGAUAAUAUCGGUCUCUUCUCCUGUGUCAUCUUCAAGGAGCAUGAUGCCAAACUGACGAUAUUUAGAUCGGAUCCUCUUCAUGAUGUUCACGUGUUCUUCGCCAUCCACUGGAAACCUCAGGAGAAGAGGCAGUUUUGGAGUAUCGGAUCCCAGGGGGCCUGAAGGAGUUGAACCUGUGACUGGAGGCUUUGUGCUCCCACCGUCCAAUAGCUCUGCUGUAUUUGGAAUAAAACUCAGUGCCAGGGGUUUUCUUUAAAAAACUC